Pneumocystis jirovecii RU7 is the source of this 288-nucleotide messenger RNA. RefSeq lists its product as uncharacterized. Bases 1 to 288 code for a protein of 95 amino acids. The transcript is spliced from 9 exons. The record is from RefSeq and is a predicted model, not a curated record. NCBI's taxonomy places the organism in Eukaryota, Fungi, Ascomycota, Pneumocystomycetes, Pneumocystales, Pneumocystaceae.
AUGAGACUUAAUAAUAAUGAUGUUUUGGAAUAUUUAUUUUGGAAAAAAGCUGUAUUUUUGGAGGUUAAGUAUUUUGGGGAGAGAUUUACUGAUGAGAUAAAAAGCGGUGUGCGCAGGAUUGGAAUUUCUAAAAUUGGUGUGAAUGUGAUAGAAUAUUUGUUACAUAUCGUUUUAAUGAAUUCUUUUAAAAAAAAAGUAAUAAAUCAAAAGGUUGUUAUUGAGGAUGAUUGUUUUCAAAACAAAUUAGAUUAUAAAUUUAAACAUAUAUAUCUAACAAAGAAUUUUUGA